AUCUUGAUUAUAAAUCUGGUCAUAGAGAACAUAUAUUUUAUAAAUACUGGCUUGCAUCCAAGCCUGAAGGGGCAACCCUAAAAGGUUAUGACCAUACUGAUAAAAAUGAUACUGCACUUUUAAAUACGUAUCGACCUGAAGAAAUUUCUGAUGAAUAUAUAAUUCGGGUAGCAGGGCAGUAUUUUAUAGUUGUCAAUCACCCAUCCAAAGUUUAUGGAUUACCUGAUGCUCACGAGUACAUUGAUGGUAAUCUGCCUCUUUAUCUGGUUCUGGAUAUUGAUACGAGACAAAAGCUCGAUCCCAUGAAUCCUGAACUUCUUUCUUUAGAUAGAAGUAAAAUUUCUCACCUUAGAGGAUUUGUGGAAAAAGUCACCGAUAGGAUUGAAAAGCCAUAUUCAGAGUUUAUUGAUAUUGGUCUCUAUAAAUCUCAUUUUAGUCUUCGGCUCUUUGGAUCAGCAAAGAAAGACAGA
Molecule: messenger RNA, 470 nt
Organism: Racocetra persica
Lineage: Eukaryota; Fungi; Glomeromycota; Glomeromycetes; Diversisporales; Gigasporaceae
Source: the annotation of a GenBank genome assembly